AUGGAAAUCACAUCAACAACCAAUGUAAUCUCUAAAUUGCUCCAAAUUGAAUCCCAAUUUUUGAAAUUCACCCACUCUUCAACCCUCGUCAAGCCCAGGAACAGAAAUCCUCCCCCUUUCCUCACCCACUGCUCGACAAACCCCAACGCCAACAAAAAUUCAACAUACGAGAGAAAUUCCUCAAAUCCCGAUUCAAAACGAGUCAAAUUUCUUAAUUCAACCCGAGUCUCAUUGCUCUCGAGGGGAUUAAUCUUCGAUUCGGGCCCUGAUCGAGAACUCCUGGGACGAGCUCGAAAUCGGUUCGCCGGUGGUGAAGAGGUUCAUCGGCGACGAGGAAAAGAGGUGGUGCAUGUGGUGCAGUGGCCGGUCAGCCCAGAACUCAAACGCCGUCUCCAGCAACGGGAUCCACUGGGAAAGUGGCGCCCAACGCAUCCAGUCCAGUUCCGACGUGGGCCUUGCCAUGGGCUGCAGCCAGGACUGGUGGGCCUUUGA
Molecule: messenger RNA, 492 nt
Organism: Striga asiatica
Lineage: Eukaryota; Viridiplantae; Streptophyta; Magnoliopsida; Lamiales; Orobanchaceae
Source: the annotation of a GenBank genome assembly